Molecule: messenger RNA, 1804 nt
Organism: Neomonachus schauinslandi (Hawaiian monk seal)
Lineage: Eukaryota; Metazoa; Chordata; Mammalia; Carnivora; Phocidae
Product: mitogen-activated protein kinase kinase kinase kinase 2
Exons: 17
Source: RefSeq, a predicted model, not a curated record
GAGCCUGCUACAGUCUGUUGAGGAGGCCCUAGAGGAAAGGAGCCUGACCAUCCGGCCAGCCUCAGAACUCCAGGAGCUGGACUCCCCAGACGAUACCAUAGGAACCAUCAAGCGGGCCCCAUUCUUGGGGCCAUCCCCCUCUGAGCCUCCAGCUGAAGACCCUCUAUCCAGCCCCCUAGGAACCCUACCUCCACCUCCCCCAGGCCCUAACAGCCCCCCACUGCUCCCCACUGCCUGGGCCACCAUGAAGCACAGGGAGGAUCCUGAGAGAUCGUCCUGCCAUGGGCUUCCCCCAACCCCCAAGGUGCAUAUGGGCGCCUGCUUCUCCAAGGUCUUCAAUGGCUGCCCCCUGCGGAUCCACGCUGCUGUCACCUGGAUUCACCCUGUCACCCGGGACCAAUUCCUGGUGGUGGGGGCCGAGGAAGGCAUCUACACCCUCAACCUGCAUGAACUGCAUGAAGAUACACUGGAGAAGCUGAUUUCACACCGCUGCACCUGGCUCUACUGCGUGAAUAAUGUGCUGCUGUCGCUCUCAGGGAAAUCCACGCACAUCUGGGCCCAUGACCUCCCAGGCCUGUUUGAGCAGCGCAGACUCCAGCAACAGGUUCCCCUCUCCCUCCCCACCAACCGCCUCACGCAGCGCAUCAUCCCCAGGCGCUUUGCCCUGUCCGCCAAGAUUCCAGACACCAAAGGCUGCCUGCAGUGUCGUGUGGUGCGGAACCCCUACACGGGCAGCACCUUCCUGCUGGCUGCCCUGCCCACCAGCCUGCUCCUGCUGCAGUGGUAUGAGCCGCUGCAGAAGUUCCUGCUGCUGAAGAACUUCUCCAGCCCCUUGCCCAGCCCCGCGGGGAUGCUGGAGCCCCUGGUGCUGGAUGGGAAGGAGCUGCCACAGGUGUGUGUGGGGGCGGAGGGCCCCGAGGGCCCCGGCUGCCGAGUCCUGUUCCACAUCCUGCCCCUGGAGGCUGGUCUGACGCCUGACGUCCUCAUACCGCCUGAGGGGCUCCCGGGCACCGCCCAGCAGGUGAUCCAGGUGGACAGGGACACAGUCCUAGUCUGCUUUGACCGCUGCGUGAGGAUGGUCAACCUGCUGGGUGAGCCCACGGCCACGCUGGCGCCCGUGCUGACCUUUGACUUCCCCAUUGAGACUGUGGUGUGUCUGCAAGACAGUGUGCUGGCCUUCUGGAGCCAUGGGAUGCAAGGCCGUAGCUUGGACACCAACGAGGUGACCCAGGAGAUCACAGACGAGACAAGGAUCUUCCGAGUGCUUGGGGCCCACAGGGAUAUCAUCCUCGAGAGCAUUCCCACUGACAACCCAGGGGCUCACAGCAACCUCUACAUCCUCACGGGCCACCAGAGCAGUUACUGAGAGGGCCGGGUAUGGCCGGGGGCAUCCCCCCUACCCUGCCCCCAGGCCUUAGCUGCAUUCCCUUUUAGGCAAAAGGGGCCCCUCCCAGGUCAGAGGAGCCCAGGCUCUGCUGGUCUGAAGGGCAGAAAUAAUCCUGAGAAGAGUUUUGCGGACUGGGGGUGGGGGGAAGCCCACCCCAGGCCCCCCCCCAAAACUGGACCAGAGGAAGCUGCUGUUACCUCCCCCUUCCCUGUGGGCAGCUCAGGCCCUGCGGCAAGGGUCCCCGGGCAGGGUGGGGGCAGGCCCAGGUGACCCAUUCCAUUUUGUCUCCACAUUUCCUUUCCAUUCUUCCUGCCAAGAGCCUGCCCCUGCACCCUGUCCUGGGGAACAUGGUAUUUAAAAGAGAGACUAUAUUGGUAUUAAAGCUGGUUUGAUUUUACUCCACUGAUCCCUCUUUGU